AUAAUAUAUACAAUGAGACAACAACCAUUAUCACGUUUCCUCGCUCAACAAGGUAGAAUCUACUGGCCAUUUUUAGUUGGUGCCGGUGUUUGGUUCCCCAUCAUCCCUAAAGUCCAAUGGGGUAUUACGGACUCCAACAAAGAGCAAUCAUACUAUUGGAAAAAAGUUCAAGCCCUCAAUAACCCAGAUGCCCACAAAAGCCACGGUCAUGGUCACCAUUAAUUUAAUAUAAAUAAUAAAUAAUAUAUAUAAUUUAAAAAAUAUAUAGUGUUAAUAGUAAAAAAACAUUUAAAAAGAAACAUUAAAAAAAAAACAAUAUUCAUCUUUAAAUGGUGUAAUAUUUAUUUAAUAAAAAAAAAUAAUUAAUAUAC
Molecule: messenger RNA, 371 nt
Organism: Dictyostelium purpureum
Lineage: Eukaryota; Evosea; Eumycetozoa; Dictyosteliales; Dictyosteliaceae
Exons: 3
Coding region: 13-222 (69 amino acids)
Source: RefSeq, a predicted model, not a curated record